This is a messenger RNA of Suncus etruscus (white-toothed pygmy shrew), 816 nucleotides long. RefSeq names its product RAB, member of RAS oncogene family like 2B (gene RABL2B). The transcript has 8 exons. The record is from RefSeq and is a predicted model, not a curated record. Gene Ontology annotation, molecular function: GTP binding; GTPase activity. Gene Ontology annotation, cellular component: Golgi apparatus; endosome. Bases 1 to 744 code for a protein of 247 amino acids. Lineage: Eukaryota; Metazoa; Chordata; Mammalia; Eulipotyphla; Soricidae.
AUGGCCACGCGGAAAGCCACAGCACACGGGCUGGACCAAGAGCGAUACGACGCGGAGGACACGGUGAAGAUCAUCUGCCUGGGGGACAGCGCUGUGGGCAAGUCCAAAUUGAUGGAGCGGUUUCUCCUGGAUGGAUUCCAGCCCCAGCAGCUGUCUACGUAUGCCCUGACCUUGUACAAGCACACAGCCACCGUGGACGGCAAGACUGUCCUUGUCGACUUUUGGGACACGGCUGGCCAGGAGCGCUUCCAGAGCAUGCACGCGUCCUACUACCACAAGGCCCAUGCUUGCAUCAUGGUAUUUGAUGUCCAAAGGAAAGUCACGUACAAGAACCUGAGCACCUGGUAUGCGGAGCUUCGGAAGUCCAGGCCAGAGAUCCCGUGCAUCGUGGUGGCCAAUAAAAUCGAUGCAGACAUAAAGAUGACCCAAAAAAGCUUCAAUUUUGUUCGGAAGUUCUCCCUGCCCCUGUACUUUGUCUCAGCUGCUGAUGGCACCAAUGUCGUGAAGGCCCUGACUCUGACUGCCACAUCUCUCCACAGCUCUUUUAAUGAUGCCAUCCGGUUAGCUGUGUCUUAUAAGCAGAACUCACAGGACUUCAUGGACGAGGUCCUGCAAGAGUUAGAGAAUUUCGACUUGGAGCAGGAGGAGGAAGAUGGACCCAAGCAGGAGCAGCCAGGUCCCACGAGAGCCCAUAUUCUUCCUGAGUCAGAACAUGUGGCCCCUCCAGAAGACCUCCAGCCCUGAGUCAAAAUGUCCAGGUAACACCUGUCAGUCCUCCAGACCCAUCAUCCUGGCCACUCCUUCUGUAUCCUGCAG